Messenger RNA from Aspergillus niger, 1599 nucleotides. RefSeq lists its product as uncharacterized. The transcript has 2 exons. The record is from RefSeq and is a predicted model, not a curated record. NCBI's taxonomy places the organism in Eukaryota, Fungi, Ascomycota, Eurotiomycetes, Eurotiales, Aspergillaceae. Bases 1 to 1599 code for a protein of 532 amino acids.
AUGGAGCGGGCCGCCGUCGCAGACAACAAAGAGUUUGUUCUCUGUUUCGAUGGCACCGGAUAUAAAUUCCGCGGAGACGAAGCGGACAGUAAUAUCCUCAAGAUCUACAGAAUGCUGAACCGCAAUGACCCUCGCCAAUUUCAUUAUUAUCAGCCGGGGUUUGGGACGCAUACCACCUCGAUCUGGCAGGUCAGUAAUGCCGGCCAGAAUCGACUAAAGAGAUGGUUUUCGAAUAUGAAGGAUUCUGCGACAGGCACAACAUUUGACGAACAUGUCAUGGACGGUUAUAGGUUCCUCAUGCGCUUUUACAGCCCUGGAGAUGACAUAUACAUUUUUGGUUUUAGCCGUGGAGCGUAUGUUGCUCGCAUGCUUGCGGAAAUGGUAGACCACGUUGGUUUGCUAGAGCCAGGAAAUGAAGGGAAAGUACGUUACGUCUGGACGACCUUCUCGAAGUGGGCAAAAUGUACCAACAGCGUCGACGCUGGCCAGACAGAAAAGGAUGACUUAUAUAAGUACAUGAAAGCCCUACGAGAGACCUUCUGUCGUCCGGUAUCGCAAAUUCGGUUCCUCGGAUUAUUUGACACCGUCAACAGCAUCCCAAGAUUUGAAGUGAAUCGCAAUAAAUUUCUGUUUCCUUUUACGGCAAAAACCUCGGCCAGGGUAAUUCGGCAUGCCGUUUCUAUCGAUGAGCAUCGUGCCAAGUUUCGACAGGAUUUAAUCUCAGAUGCCAACCCUAACAGGCGAUCGACGCGGCGCAAGAUGCCGGAUCAUCCAGAGCAGCAAGCUCGUUGCACAGGAGAGGCGUUCUAUCGACCAGCCCCUGUUGCUCACCCACAAAAAAUGGAAGCAGACCCCCAAAACCCGGCUAGUACGCUCUCAGAAGCUAAGGAUGGGCUCCUUGACGAAAUCCAAAGCCCGCCUCAAGACAUCGAGGAGGUGUGGUUCGCUGGAUGUCAUUCGGAUAUUGGCGGCGGAUUAAAGUUGGAUGACGAUGAAGACCUAGCACUGAGCCAUGUGCCAUUGGUGUGGAUGGUACAGGAGGCGAGGCGUGCGGGGCUUCGAUUUGAUCACGAAAAGAUGAAGCUCUUUCAUUGCUUUGAUGAUUCAGUUGGCUAUAGUGAUCUUCCGGGUCAUCUGGAGCCAACCACCGGAGGCCAAACAAAUGGAGAUUACAGAGGUGAUCCAGGGAACGAAUCCAGCUUUAAAUCCGCACUCCGAAGGGCAUCUACGACCGGACAUGUACAUGACUUCUUACAGUACGACCACGGUGUCUCGUGGCCCACCGUUGUAACGUGGAAAGUAGCGGAGUAUCUUCCGUUUCGGAGAUUGGCAUUGCAACCCGAUGGAUCCUGGAAACCCACUCGGUGGCCUCUUCCCCUUGGGGAGAGACGUGACCUUCCAAAGGAGGCUAAAAUUCACGGGUCAGUUAUUCGCCGUAUGAAGACCAAUCAAGAUUACAGGCCGGAAAAUCUACUCAGAGAUGGUAAGGGGAAGAAUAAGCCACCCUUAGAAUAUGGAAUUGGCGCGUGGGAGGUGCACGCCCAUGAAGGCUGUCCAGUUCGAGAAACAUACCGCCGAAAGUCAAGCGAAACUGUCUAG